CCGAGAUCUUCCACCAUUCUUAUUAGGGUUACCGAAAAGAGGAGGAGGAGGAGGAGAUGGGGCAUGCAGGCGGAGGGCUGUUUCUCCAUAGUAACAAUGACAAAACAAGCCAGUUCAACAGCAGGCAGGCAAAAGGGAUGAUUGCAGCUGCGGGACAGAAGCACACACACUUGUGCUGUGGAGUUCUGUUCACAUAGGAGGACGUUUUUCGGAGAGCUGGACAUCUCAGAAACGAGAAGAAACCAAGAGUUUUAUGAUAAAGCGUGGACGAUCCUGUCAAAGAAAAUCCUGGGAGGAAACACGUGAGAGAGGCACACACUUGUACUGUACCUGCCCUCACAUCCAUACACUCCCAGCAUGGACCGGGACAGUCACAGCGAGGACACUUUGUCCACCAUGGUUCUGGAGAACAUCAAAAACAAACUGAUUCAUGCCUUCAGGGCGACAGGAGAGACAAGAGAAAACCCUCAGGACUCUGGCUCCACUGUCAGACCGGUCAGCAUCGGCAGGAGUUACCAAGCCAAUGAGGAGCUGCGGAGGGCGCAGAUAGAUGGAGCGAUAACCUGGCUGAGGUCUGAGCUGCUGGAGAUGCGCUCUCAGGACCUCCAGCUGGCUCAGACGCUACUGGGACUCAACACAGAGAUCCAGAGACUGAGGAGGGAGAGUUUCGGAGGUGUGGAGGUAGAGGGGGACGAUCAGCAGUAACCAGUAGAGAGCCCUUCCUCUGGGUAAAGACUUCAAGUGAUAGAUCAGAUUUUUUGAAGUUGGGUUGUUUGGAGUACUUAUCCACAGACAGUACGGCACUUAAAUGUCAGUUUGGAGAAGCAGGCAGGAGUCCCACAUGGAAGUUAAGCAAUCUAGAGCUGUGGAGGCACGAAACAAAACAUGUUUUAGCCACCUAAAAAAAGUCCCAAUGAAAAAAAAAUCAACAAAAUUUAAGUGUACACUAUAUUGUGAGUAUUUCCACUACUUUACUUUCAUUUCCAACAUGGAUUUCUAAUGAUAAAAUGAUGCAAUUAUAGUGCUCUCAUCAAAGCCAGACUCCAUUUAGGAAAACUGUGAUUCAGCUGCUGCCUCGAUCAGUUUGUGUGAUUGCUUGAGCUUCGCAUUGAAAAAGAGUAAGUUGGGAUUCACCAAAGUCGCACAGUAACACAAACAAAACAACUGAUCGAUGGAGCAGUUAGACAGGCAGCGUCUGUGCUCAGAGAGCUGAAUGAUUAUUUUUGUCAGUGGAGUUUGGUGGCUUUGGAGAGAGCAUAGAUGGGAAACAAUUAACGGCUUCUCCGACGGAUCAGGUUGUCCGAUGGACGAACGGUAAAGAGGUGAAAGUUCUCCAGAUAUAGCUUUCACUUCAACUGAUAUUUAUUUGUUUUAGGGUGGAAUAUUUUAGGUGGUUAAAAUAUAUUUUGUUGCUUCCAUGUCGGACUCCAAACUGGGGGCGUGCUGAAAGACAUCUGCUGUACAUAAAACACUGACUAUAAAUACAGCCCCACUUAAAAAAUCCGAACUAUCCCUUUAAGAGGCACUUAAAGGGAGAGCAGGUGGUAAAAUGCUCUUA
Messenger RNA from Plectropomus leopardus (leopard coralgrouper), 1558 nucleotides. Its product is annotated as alanine and arginine rich domain containing protein. The record is from RefSeq and is a predicted model, not a curated record. NCBI's taxonomy places the organism in Eukaryota, Metazoa, Chordata, Actinopteri, Perciformes, Serranidae.